UAUGCUUGGGUCAUUGUAUCUUCAGUGCAGUCACUCAACCAGUCGCUGCAUUUCUAGCGUCGAUCUCAAUGUUUGCUUUAAAUGGCUCGCACAACAAUGCGAUGCAACUGUAGAUUUCUUUGGCUACAUGAGCUAUUAGCAGCCGAAAUGAAGGAACAUACCUCAUCCAAGCAAAAGCCAGUUGAUUUAAUGCCUUCAAAGUAAAAGAUCUGAAAGAAGAUGAGUUUCGAAAUAUAUAAAGCAUGCCAUUUUUAUAUAGUCCGACCACCCCACAAAACAGUUGACUGACUGAGUCAAAUUACGACGACAACUGGUCAUGCUCAACAUGCAUAUCGGAAAUCAACGAGGAACGCCAGCAGGACGUUGUCAAACAAAGAGUGGAAGUGGAGCUAAUAUAUUGUAGUGCAUUAUUAUUAAUAAUGAUCCAAAGAAAUACACGCCUGUAAUGGAUCCGAGCAUCAGCAGCGGCGUCCAAAACGUAAUGACCACUCCCACCACCGCCACUUUCCAACUCACCACUACCCAGGCUCAACAGUUGAACGUGAACGUGGUGACGCAAGGUCAUGCGCCAAACUCUCAGCACACAACGACCACUACUUUUUCUCUCUCUGCUGACUCGUAUGAAGAAGUGUUUAAGGAAAUCACCAAGAAAUUGUAUGGGGACGAUCAAGGUUUUGCCGAGUUGAUUGAUGCGUCCGGAAAUAUUCAGCAGGCCAACAUAAUCUAUGAUACGGAUGCAUUUAGGACAGAUUUGGGGGGUCAAGGUGUCACGUUCCUCUCCGCUCCAAAUGGAACCCUCCCACCGGGAACUAUUGUACUCCAGAGGAAGAUUUGCCAGGAUAAGGAUGGUCGCUUGUGGUCCAUGGAAGGGGUAGGUGAGCAACUUACACUGGUGCCUGAACAGCAAAGUGUCCACACACCAGCUGCCCCAGCAAUCGCUGCUUCCACUUCCGCGUCCAACCCCACGAUUGAAGAACGAUGGUUUGAAAGUGAGGACGUUUUGAGUUGGACUCCAUCAAAAAUUGCAAGGUACAACCCCAGCCAAAAAGUAUUUCGCUGCGUAGACUGCGACUUUGUGGGUUUCUUGUCUCGAGUGGCCGAGCACUGGUUAGGAAAUCAUGCAUCCCCCCUUCGCGUUUUUCAGUGUCCUCGGUGUCCCUACACGUCUGCUUGGGCUCGUUGUGUUCGAAUGCAUCUCACUCGGCAACAUGGAGAGACGGUGAACGACAAUUCCAUGUGGAAGGAGAAUCCGGUGCUCGAAGAGGUGACCAAAUAUUUGAGCUCUCUCAAGGGAGGUGUGGAGGCACGAGUGGUGGAAGGUGAAGGCGGUGAGCGGAGGUAUCUCUGUCCAUACUGCCCCUACACCACAGAGAGAAGAGACCUCUAUAAUCGUCAUGAAAAUAUUCACAGGGAGGAGAAGCCCUUCGUCUGCUACGUCUGUGAGAAGCAGUUUAAUCGGGCGGACCAUGUCAAGAAACAUUUUACCCGGAUGCACCGUGAGCACCCUUACGACAUUAACAAAAUCAAGAAACACACCCUCAACAAGCACGCCCAGCAAGGAGUCAUCCAGUACAGCAAGCUGGCCAAGCAACAGCGGCAGGAGUUGCAACAACAGAGAGAUGCUGCAGCAGUAGUCGAGGCAGACCUGAUGCAACAUCACCAGAUUGACGUUUCUACUGCCGGACAACAACAGCAACAGCAGACUAUUUCACUUCAGCUCGAUGCAUCCGGCCAAACUGUGACGAUUCCGCAUAUUGCAUAUUUCAACCCACCGUCCACGCCCGGUCAAAGUGGUCCACUCCAGGGAAUCGCAGGAGUUGGAGGAACUAAAAAAGAAAGCAAGUCGAAACAGGGCAAGAUGAAGAAGAAGGUGGGAGAGAAAAUGUACACGUGCUCUUACUGCCCUUGGCAGGGAGUGGACAAUUGGUGCCUCAAGCGCCACCUCAACACUCAUAUCAAACCAUUCCUAUGUGCUCUGUGCGAUUACAAGGCAGCCCGUUCCGAACGCCUUGCAACCCACGUGCUGAAGGUGCAUAAUAAACGAGUAUGUCACAAAUGCUCAUUCCUUGCGGACGACACGGACGCUCUUUCGCAACAUAUUCAGGAUGCUCAUCAAAAUCCCUUGGUCAAAACUGGGUUCAACUGCAACGUGUGUCAAGAGUACUUUGAACUGCGUGCGGAUUUGGAAGCCCAUGCCAUCCUUGAGCAUCAAAAAGUGAUUGUACAGUGUGAUCUCUGUGAUUUUCGAACCACGGAUGAGCUGUCGAUGGAGGCUCAUCUGAGGGAAAAGCAUAACCUCCAACCUGGAAUGGGUGCUGUCGCCGCAGCCGCGGCAGCAGCUCAGUCCCUCGCCAACAAUAGUUCGUCCAGUACAUUUCAAAUGCAACUUCCGACCCGACAUCACAUGCAACUUUCGGAGCCCUUAACUUUGGACCAACAGCAAUCGCUUCUCCUCAAUUCUGGGGAUCCACUCAGCCAAUCCUCAAUUGCAGCCACGGUGGCCGCAGUUUCUGAUGCUAUGCCCCCAAUCACAUUCCAACAAGACGCCAACGGCACUAUCAUCCCAAAAAUAGAACCUGGCCUUCAAUCCAUUGAAGGUGUGGGUGAGUGUCAUGAAAACCUUCUGAGCGGAGAAUUGGUUCAGGGAGAGGAGGAGGAAGAAGAGGAAGAAUCGGAGCCCGAGACACUUUGUGAAAAUUGUGGGAUUGAGUUUGGAGACGAGGCGUCGCUGAAACUACACGAGAAGCUCCACUGGACAGAAGGGCCCAACGACAGGGAGAACCCAGCCAAGAAAAAGAAUAUUGUUCGCUCUUACGUCUGUUCCACUUGUUCCUACACUGCGUCCACCAAACGUCUCAUCAUGCAACACCAACGUGCACACAACGGACUUGAACUAGUGUGUAAGGCCGAUGGCUGCAUGUUCUCCACCCCCUUCGACAAUACUCUCAAAGAACAUAUCCAUUUGGAACAUGCUGCAGAACCAAACGUCAGAUGUCCACAUUGUGGUCUCAAAGUACCGUCGACCAACUCCUUCACCUACCACUGGCGAUCCCAUCACAAGAAUCUUUGCAGUCUCUGCGUCAACUUAUACAGGAUCAAGUAUGGAAUCAAGGAGAACGAUCUUCACCAACUUAUUGCCAAGUCCAUGCUAGAGCUCCUCAAUGAAGACGCUCAAGUUAAAUCAAAACCUGUGAUCCACAUUGACGAAAAUGACAAGAUUCAACAACAGCAGCAGAAUAGACCAACAGAUCAAUUUGUUAAUGAAAUGAGUCAGCCCUCCCCUAGUUGCACUCCCUUGGAUCAUAACCCCAUCAUUCUUCACAACCUCGGGGACGACACAAUCAAGUUGGAGAACAGCUCUUCAGGCAUCAGCAUCAAUACGGAAGGAGAUGAUGCCUCCUCUUUGGACGACUGUCUCAACAAUAAUAAUAACAACAACAACACGACGCUACUUUUGUCCCCGUCUCAAAACUCGUUGGAACCACCUCGAAAGAAACCAAAGCUGGAUUUGCUCCUUGAUUUUUCCUCCAUUUUGUCUGCCUUGGAACGCCAGAAGGCUCGACUCUCGCUCAAAGUGAUCCCAGAUCUGAAUGAAGUGCUCGUAACCCCUGUGAUUUCCUCUCACCAACUCCACAACCCUCGUUGUUCUCCUGCUCAGCACAAGUUGCGAUUUUGCCUCCAAAUCAACAACACACCACGUCGUGUCCUUAAUCGAAAUUCACCCUCAUGGCUACUUCGCUCCGGUCGUCGUGAACUCAAGUUCAAGUGCCACCACAUUGCCUGUGUAGAGGGCCCCAGCCCUCGCUCGUUCAAACGGAUGAGGGAUCUUAUUCUCCAUCGGCUGUGGCAUCACUCGAAGCCAACUCAUCAAUGUGACUGCUGUCCAUCUAAAUUUCCCCACCUCUACCAAGCACUUCUUCACAAAAUGAGGGAGCACACUGACCAACACGUCCAAGACCAGGUCCAGUCUCUGCUUAUGGUACAACCUCAUGAAAUCCGUGACUUUUCUCCAGCAGAAGACUUGCUCUUUCAUAACAAUCAGCCAAUUAGGACAGAGUCGCAACCAUUACUAUACAAUCACCAUCAUCAGCAGCAGAGUAAACAGCCAAUGAUCCUCUAUAAAUCUGAACUUGUGUAAAAACGUGAGUCCAGGUUUAGAUAGAUUUUGUUCUCAUCGUCAUUCAUUUGUGCAAUAUUUACGACACGAUCUGGGUUUCCUGCCUACCUCCUCCUUUCACAUUCUAUUUCUAUUACGGACUCUAUUAUAAAUUACAACAUCCAAACUGUAUUUAUUUUUAAUGUACUAAUAUUAAGUAAAUAUAUGUAAAACAAAAGUACUUAGCUCUAGCACUGACUAUACGAUGUCAUAUUUACGGUAUUUAUUUAUUUAUGUACGAUAAGUUGUCCCAAAUAAGCCUCCCUCAUUAUUGUUGAACAAAUUGAUUCCAUAAUGUUUUGCUUUAAAUUUGAACACAACGUGUACUUGUUGCACAUGCACCAGUUGAUUGAACUCGCAUCAAAGGUUUUUCAAGUACAAAUUUUGUCUCGAGAGCGAGUGGGGGACGUACAAAACAGAGAGAGAGAGCGUAAGUGCGAAAUAGGCAUACAUAAUUAAUAGUUGAUAAAGGAUAUAAUGUAAUUUUUAUUAACAACGAAUAAAUGUCAUUUUUGCACAUUCA
Messenger RNA from Folsomia candida, 4679 nucleotides. RefSeq names its product zinc finger protein 62 homolog (gene chn). Gene Ontology annotation, biological process: regulation of gene expression. The record is from RefSeq and is a predicted model, not a curated record. The transcript is spliced from 17 exons. The coding region runs from base 446 to 4138 and encodes 1230 amino acids. NCBI's taxonomy places the organism in Eukaryota, Metazoa, Arthropoda, Collembola, Entomobryomorpha, Isotomidae. Gene Ontology annotation, cellular component: nucleus.